This is a messenger RNA of Acyrthosiphon pisum (pea aphid), 843 nucleotides long. RefSeq lists its product as uncharacterized. NCBI's taxonomy places the organism in Eukaryota, Metazoa, Arthropoda, Insecta, Hemiptera, Aphididae. Bases 1 to 843 code for a protein of 280 amino acids. The record is from RefSeq and is a predicted model, not a curated record. The transcript has 3 exons.
AUGCACAUCGUCGCUGACCCAAACAAUGACCGACGGCGAUACAAUCAACCAGCUGCUCAUGUGAACGAGGUAGCAGUUGUCUUUGUUGGUGAAGAUGGUCUACCACCAGGGAACCUCGAUCUGGUUAUCUAUGACUCAAACCCAGCUGACCCAAAUCACCGGAUGCAAAGCAUAUCAGCUGGCUCACCUCAUGCAGAUCCAAUGCUGUAUCCAUUGCUCUUCCCACAUGGAGAAACCGGCUGGCAUUACAACCUGCAACAAGAGGGCGUCCGCCGGAACGCAGUGCGGUUUCGAAACUCUCCCAAAGAGUUUGCUUCUUUUCGCCUGGCCAUCAGAUACACCGGGACCAAUAGCAAUGUGAAUGAAGGUCAUACAUUUAGUUUAUUACAUGCAGCUGGUUUUUUAUUUCAGCAGUACAUAUGUGAUCAGUAUGUUCGCAUGGAAGCGAACAAUCUACGUUACAUCCGAGAUAACCAGAAAGCACUCUUUGCUGAUGCCUAUCAAGGCCUUCUGGAUCAUACUAACCAACAGUUCCAUCUAGACGAAAUCAAUCCAGUCGGCCGCAGGACAAUUUUGCCUUCGACGUUUCUAGGUGGCCCACGGUGGCCAGAGAUAGUAGAUAACAUUCCAUGUUGGUUGAAGGCAACUGACAGGCCUGAUUUGGUGGCAAGGAUGUUUGGUUAUGUUUACACCAUUGAGUUUCAGAAACGUGGUCUUUCACAUGCACAUAUACUCAUCAUCUUGGAUGAGGACAGCAAGUUACUUACUGCCGAUGACGUCGACAGUGUAGUGUGUGCCUACUUGCCUGACCCUACAUCCGAAAGGCAUGACUUGACAGUGUGA